AAGUAGAAACCCAUUUUAGGGACGCCAACGCAUUUCUCUCUCUUUUUAUGACGCCAGUUGCCUUACUCUGUGGGACACCCGUUUGCUUAAGAUUUUUUUUUCUCUCUCUCUGGUUUGGUGGCGACGAAGAAAGAGCAUUGAUCCGUGUUGAAAAAGGGGCAAAGGCAUCAGAGGAAAAUUUGAUUUGGAACCAGAAUUUCGCUUUUCACAUUUUGGUGGAGUAGGGUUUUGGUUGUGGUCGCUGGGCUUUUAUUAGUAAGAGGUUUAUAAGUAUGAGAACUUCAUGGGCAGAUUCUGUGGCCAACUCUGCAUCUGAAAAUGCAGCCACUGGUUCUUCCGAAAGCAAUGGCUUGAAACGGCCUACCAGAUCAACCUAUGUCCCACCCCAUCUCCGUAAUAGGCAACCUUCUUCAUCAGAUCACCCACCUCCAGUACACAUUGCUCCUUCACCAGCCAAUGAUCGGGUUGGAUAUGGUGGACCCCCAACUGGGUCGCGCUGGGGUGGAGGUUCUAGGCCUGAUUUCGGACGUGUGGGAGAUAAUGGAUCCAGCGGUGGACGAGGCGGUGGUGGAUGGAGCAGUAGAGGUGGGGGGAGGGAGCGGGAGGUGAACCCUUUUGCUGAUGAUGACAAUACAGAGGAGGCGUUUAGUGAGCAAGAAAACACGGGUAUUAACUUUGAGGCUUAUGAUGAUAUCCCGGUGGAGACGAGUGGGGACAAUGUGCCACCGGCUGUGAAUACGUUUGCGGAGAUAGACUUGGGGGAGGCAUUGAAUCUAAAUAUUCGGAGGUGCAAGUAUGUGAAACCAACUCCUGUUCAACGUUAUGCUAUACCAAUUUCUCUUGCGGGACGGGAUUUGAUGGCUUGUGCUCAGACAGGGUCAGGGAAGACUGCUGCCUUUUGCUUUCCAAUCAUCAGUGGAAUCAUGCAGGGGCAGUAUGUUCAGAGACCACAACGAGGAGCACGUACUGUGUACCCUCUUGCUCUAAUUCUUUCCCCUACAAGGGAGCUAUCAUGCCAGAUCCAUGACGAAGCAAAAAAGUUUUCCUAUCAAACUGGUGUCAAGGUGGUCGUUGCUUAUGGAGGAGCUCCAAUCAACCAACAGUUGCGAGAGCUUGAGAGAGGAGUUGAUAUUCUUGUGGCAACCCCGGGACGAUUGGUUGAUUUGCUUGAGAGGGCUAGAGUGUCAUUGCAGAUGAUCAGAUAUCUGGCACUUGAUGAGGCAGAUCGGAUGCUGGAUAUGGGUUUUGAGCCACAAAUCCGAAAGAUAGUGGAGCAAAUGGACAUGCCUCCAGCAGGUGAAAGACAAACAUUGCUGUUUAGCGCCACCUUUCCUAAAGAGAUACAGAGACUGGCAUCUGAUUUUCUUUCAAAUUACAUAUUUUUGGCGGUUGGAAGGGUUGGUUCAAGUACUGAUUUGAUUGUUCAAAGAGUUGAAUUUGUUCAUGAAUCUGACAAGAGAAGCCAUCUUAUGGACCUUCUUCAUGCUCAGAGGGAAAAUGGAGCUCAUGGCAAGCAAUCUUUGACAUUAGUUUUUGUGGAGACAAAGAAGGGAGCCGACUCACUGGAGCAUUGGUUGUGUCUUAAUGGGUUUCCUGCAACUACCAUUCAUGGCGAUAGAUCACAACAGGAAAGAGAACAUGCAUUGAGAUUGUUCAAGAGUGGAAAGGCACCAAUUUUAGUGGCAACAGAUGUGGCAGCACGUGGUCUUGAUAUUCCUCAUGUUGCUCAUGUGGUCAACUUUGAUCUGCCCAAUGACAUUGAUGAUUACGUUCACCGGAUAGGACGGACGGGGCGAGCUGGCAAAACUGGAUUGGCAACGGCCUUCUUUAACGAGAAUAAUUUGUCAAUGGCAAGGCCACUAGCUGAUCUAAUGCAAGAAGCAAAUCAGGAAGUACCUCAAUGGCUUACACGUUAUGCAUCAAGGGCUUCCUAUGGUGGUGGAGGCGGUGGCAGAAAUCGGCGGUCUGGAGGAGGCCGUUUUGGUGGCCGUGAUUUUAGGAGGGAUGGUUCAUUUAAUAGGGCUACAGAUCACUAUGGUGGAGCAAAUAGUAGCAGUGGAUAUGGGUAUUCUGGUGGUUAUGGUGGGGGGUAUGGUCAAGGUGUGACCAGUGCUUGGGAUUAGUGUCCUGCUGUAUGCUGAAAAUUGUUCUCCCUAGUUUGCUCACAGUAUAUAUAUUUUUUUUUCCAGAAGUCAAGGAUUGUUGUAUUCUCUUUUUCA
Molecule: messenger RNA, 2219 nt
Organism: Alnus glutinosa
Lineage: Eukaryota; Viridiplantae; Streptophyta; Magnoliopsida; Fagales; Betulaceae
Product: DEAD-box ATP-dependent RNA helicase 37-like
Exons: 7
Coding region: 273-2123 (616 amino acids)
Cellular component (GO): nucleus
Molecular function (GO): RNA helicase activity; RNA binding; ATP binding
Source: RefSeq, a predicted model, not a curated record